AGCCGGCUUUGGAUUAUUUUUGAUUAUUUUCGCAUUUAGGGUUGCAUGUUGGUAGUGUACAAGUAAUAUUUGACCUUGCAUAAUCUGGGUGACGAAUAGUUUUCCAUCUCUAGAAGUAAUCAGCACGGCCAAACAUUAAAAUGAGCAAAAGGCUUGCGAAGAGAACUUUCUCUGACAUACCAAAGCACCCGUGCUCUGGCUUGAGCCUGUGUUGCUGGUGACGCUUCGGUGGCUGUAGAAAGGAUUCUAGCUGGUUGACCAUGUUACAAAACCUACGGUAUACCAUAAUUUAUGGCUCAAAAAAGACGACUCUGAGUUGAGCCCAGGAUGGUGCGUGUGAAUGGGAAAAGGGAUGUCCGGAUUCUCCUCGUCGGGGAUUCUGGAGUUGGAAAAACGUCAUUGAUCUUGUCCCUGGUGAGCGAAGAGUUCCCGCCAGAUGUUCCUCCGCGUGCGGAAGAGAUCACCAUCCCCGCAGACGUGACGCCAGAACGUGUUCCCACGCGCAUUGUCGACUUUUCCACACAAGAGCAAGAUCUCGAGAACCUUGCUGAAGAAAUCAGUAAGGCCAAUGUCGUGUGUAUCGUCUACGCCGUCGACAACGACGACACCAUUGACAAGAUUACAGAAUAUUGGUUGCCGCUCAUCAGAGAACAGCUCGGAGAAGAGCAUCACACGCCCGUUGUGCUGGUUGGCAACAAGGUGGACCUCGUGGAGUACAGCUCUCUAGAGAUGAUUGUGCCCAUCAUGAACCAGUUUGAAGAAGUUGAGACCUGCGUUGAGUGUUCAGCGAAGACUCUGAAGAACAUAUCGGAGUUGUUUUACUAUGCCCAGAAAGCAGUGCUGCAUCCCACUGGACCGCUCUACGUUCCGCAGCGACGAGAUCUCACGGACCGCUGCAGGGCUGCUCUGACGAGGGUCUUCAAAAUAUGCGACACAGACAACGACGGCAUCUUGAAUGACGUCGAGCUGGACCAGUUUCAGAGGCGUUGCUUCAAUACCCCCCUGGAACACCAUGCGCUGCGUGACUUAAAAAUGUUAGUGGAGAAGAAUCUCCCCGAAGGUGUAGAGAGCGACGGAAUAACGCUCGAGGGCUUCCUGUUUCUACAGAAACUGUUCAUCCAGCGAGGUCGUCACGAGACGACGUGGACCAUCCUGCGCAAGUUUGGUUACGAUGACAGCUUGUACCUGUCACGUGACUACCUCUCGCCGUCCUUACGUGUUCCCCUGGGGAGCACGACAGAGCUGACCACACUCGGAUACCACUUUCUGACAGAGCUCUUUGAGAAGCACGACAAGGACGAUGAUGGCUGCCUAUCUCCAUUGGAGUUAGACAUGCUGUUCCAGUGCUGUCCAGGACUGCCAUGGGGUCCGGAACUGGUGGGUACCGUGAGGACUAGCGAAGAUGGCUGGCCGACACUGCCUGGCUUCCUUGCUCAAUGGACGUUGAUGACAGCAUUAGACGUCCACAAGACCCUGGAAUACUUGGGUUACCUGGGCUAUGCCGUCGGUACGGAUGACUGCCAACUUUCUGCCAUUCAUGUGACGCGCGAGAAGCAGCUGGACCUGGAACAGCGUCAGACCUCGCGGGGAGUACUACACUGCCAAGUGGUCGGACCGCAGGGCGCCGGAAAGACGAGCUUCCUGCGAGGUCUCCUCGGCCACACUCUAGAAUACCAGCAGCAGACUCAUUACCAUCCGUCGCAGUACGCCAUUGACGUGUUGCCCGUGUAUGGGCAGGAUAAGUACCUUCUGUUGCACGAGGUCGACGUGCUUGGGAGCGGCAACGACUCCAUGACACCGAUUGAGCUACACUGCGACGUCGUCUGCCUCAUGUUUGACUCCAGCCAUCCGCGGUCAUUCGAAUACGUGGCACGGACAUACCUGAAACACUUGAGCGGCAGCUCCGUGCCAGUCCUCGUUGUUGGUGCCAAAGGGGAUCGCGGAACAGUCCGACAGGACUACCCGUUGCAGCCGGCGCAGUUCUGCGCGCGGCACCGCCUGCCGCCACCCCAGCGGUUUUCCUGCGCUCUUCGCCCGCAGGUGCCGAGAGAUGUAUACGUAAAGCUGGCCACCAUGGCUGCAUAUCCAAGUUUGCGACGUCUCGUGCACGUGCUGCUGGUACGUCCCGUGCCUUCGUGGCUUGCGCAAUACACCAGUCGGCUGCUCGAUGCCCCGACAGACCCGACGCUGUGGCUGCAAGCGGGGCUGGGCGUUGCGGCGACGGCCCUGGUCGGGGUGCUGUUGAUAAGGAUGCUGCGUGCUAAUAGAUAACACUGCCAUGCAUGAGAAGCAAGCACACCACUAGAUACAAUCUCAAGAUUGUACCCGUGCCUGAGUCAGCUUGGAGCUGUGUUGUGUUGUGCUUCAGGACAUGGGACUGCCACAUCAUUGUCUUUGUUUUGUUGCCAUUUCUCUUUCUGUUAGGUAAACAAAUUGUGGCACAGAUUUCAGUUUUUAGACUGUAGAGUCCUGGAUAGUGACCUACGUUUCGUUUCUCAGAAGAGAAGAAUUGUGCUUAUGCGACAGGACACGUGUUCAUCGGGAAAUCUGUUUGUCGUGCGCGAGCCUGAAGAUACGUCGGUACGUUUGGUAAUGUGAUAAAUGCUGUGUAUAUGCUGUAGAGCAUCUGCAAGAUGUCAGUAGAUUAUUAUAUAAAGUAUCACAUUCUGAGACAA
Messenger RNA from Ornithodoros turicata, 2675 nucleotides. It is a transcript of the gene Miro, whose product is annotated as mitochondrial Rho GTPase 1-like. NCBI's taxonomy places the organism in Eukaryota, Metazoa, Arthropoda, Arachnida, Ixodida, Argasidae. Gene Ontology annotation, molecular function: calcium ion binding; GTP binding; GTPase activity. The transcript is spliced from 19 exons. The record is from RefSeq and is a predicted model, not a curated record. Gene Ontology annotation, biological process: small GTPase-mediated signal transduction; mitochondrion organization. Bases 328 to 2271 code for a protein of 647 amino acids. Gene Ontology annotation, cellular component: mitochondrial outer membrane.